Lutzomyia longipalpis is the source of this 2566-nucleotide messenger RNA. RefSeq names its product probable cytochrome P450 6a23. The record is from RefSeq and is a predicted model, not a curated record. The transcript has 2 exons. Gene Ontology annotation, molecular function: monooxygenase activity; oxidoreductase activity, acting on paired donors, with incorporation or reduction of molecular oxygen; iron ion binding. The coding region runs from base 20 to 1552 and encodes 510 amino acids. NCBI's taxonomy places the organism in Eukaryota, Metazoa, Arthropoda, Insecta, Diptera, Psychodidae.
AUUACAAAAGUGACUGUGAAUGAAAAGUGUUGGAAAAAAAACGAUGGGUCUGAGCGCGUUUUUAGUAACAGUUGUAACACUGUUCGUAGCAGGAUAUUUAUACGUGAAGAAAAAGUUCCAAUAUUGGGAAGAAAGGGGAGUGCCUUAUGUGAAACCUGAAUUUCCAUACGGAAAUCUUAAAGGAAUAGGAACUACGAAGCAUACAACUGAUAUAUUUCCAAAAAUUUACAAACAAUUUAAAGGAAAAGUUCUUUUCGGAGGAAUGUAUUACUUUACUGAACCUGUUGCUAUAGCGGUGGAUUUAGAACUUAUAAAAAAUAUCUUCAUUAGAGAUUACCAGUAUUUUGCAGACAGAGGACUUUAUAUGAACGAAAAAGAUGAUCCUUUAUCUGGACACAUAUUUGCUUUAACUGGACAACGUUGGAAAAAUUUGAGGAAUAAAUUUAGUCCAACAUUUUCAUCUGGAAAAAUUAAAAUGAUGCAAGAAACAAUAAAUGCCGUGGCUAAGGAACUACAGAAUUACUUGGAACCAAUUGCUCAAAGAAGUGAAGUAGUGGAAAUCAAAGAUAUUAUGUCCAGGUUUACAAUUGAUGUUAUUGGAUCUUGUGCUUUUGGCGUUGAGUGUAACAGUCUAAAGAAUCCUAAUGCUGAGUUUAAAAGAAUUGGAAAGAGAGUGUUUGAUUACAGUGGAUUGGAGUUUUUGCGUGCUUAUUUUUUAACAAUGUUUCCAAACUUGGGUCGGGCUUUAAGAAUGAAAUUUAAUAAAGAAGAUGUAUCUGAAUUUUUCAUGAGAAUUCUAAGGGAAACUACUGAAUACAGAGAGAAAAAUAACAUAAAGCGAAAUGACUUCUUGUCGUUGUUGAUGCAAAUUAUGAAGACAGGAAAGCUUGAGGGAGAUGAUACAGAGUUGGGAAAAUUGACAUUUAACGAAUUGGCUGCACAGACUUUUAUCUUCUUUGUUGCUGGUUACGAAACUUCUUCAUCUGCUAUGACGUUUGCCUUAUAUGAAUUGGCUCAACAUCAAGACAUUCAGGAUCGUGCUAGGACAGAAGUCCAGAAGAUUCUCGAGAAAUACAAUGGAGAAUUUACCUACGAUGCAUGUAUGGAGAUGAAUUACAUCGAUCAAGUUAUUAAUGAAUCUAUGAGAAAACAUCCGAUUGGUGAUAAUUUGAUUAGGAUUUGCAUAAAAGAUUACAAUGUCCCUGGAACUAAACAUGUUAUUGAGAAAGGAACAACAGUAAUGGUACCAGUUUAUGGUAUUCACCAUGACCCACAAAUAUACCCAGAUCCUGAGAAAUUUGAUCCUGAUAGAUUCACAGAAGAAAAUAUAAAAAAUCGUCAUCCGUGUGCUUGGCUCCCAUUUGGAGAAGGUCCAAGAAAUUGUAUUGGAAUGCGAUUUGGAAUGAUGCAGACUAGAGUCGGUUUAGGGCAUGUGCUCACGAAAUAUCGUGUUAAAACAUCACCAAAGACUCAAAUACCAUAUGUUGCAGAUCCACAUAUCAAUGUAUUGUCGUCAAAGGGAGGGAUGUGGCUGAAAUUGGAAAAGAUAUAGGAAUUUGUGAACUUAACAAUUACAUGGGACGAUUAUUCCUCGUAUUCCUGCUAUAGACCGUUUUAUGCAUUCAUAUUUCUUGAUUUUAUGUAUUUUGUAUUUUUCAUAUUUACUAAAAUAAAAGUAAAAUAAAAAAAUAUUUAAGUCGAGUUUUCUUGAGUUAUAGGUUUGUAAAAGGUUGAAGGCAUUUAAUUUUAAUGUUUGAAAUCUCUAAAAAAAAUUUGGCGCAUCUUCAUUUUAGAGAGGUAGCAGGUAUUUUUUUUUCGAGAAAAAAGUUGCAAAAAUAGAAGCAUGAAAAUCCUUGUAUAAGAAAAAACACCUAUAUAUAUUUUUAAAAAAAUUAGAAGAGUCUAUAGCGUUAUUGAAAAUAAAUUGACGAGCAAAAAUAAUCGGAUGACAAAGAUGAGAAAUAAAGAAUUUAAGUAUAGAGUCUGGGAUAUUAAGAGAAGAGGCUCGAUUGAGGAGGCAUUAAUUAAAUAUCACACAUCAGUAGAGCAAAAUAUGGUUUUGAAGGUGACCCGGUGUAAAAGAAAAAUAAGGUCAUUAUCACUAUUGUGGAAAAUUUUAUAGUAAAACUUUGCUCCAAGAUGAGGCACUACAUAUUAUAGAAAACCUCUUUUUUCCAAAAACAUGAAACUUUUGGGAACUAAAAAAAUAAUGCAAUAGUACUGGGUGGAUAUUCCAAGCUAUAUAUAUAAUAAUACUUUAUUGCCCCAGAUAACACAAAGAUUACAUAAAGAGGGACUAUACAUUAGAUUUUAUAUUUAUAUAUAUAAUACAACAAUAUUCUUGGAUGUUCUUAUUUUGUAUUUAUGAAAUUGAAAAAAAACGGACUUUUUAAAUAUGAAAAAUACAGCUUUGACGAUCAAGGUUCAAUAUGUAAAUUUCUGUUUAAAUUAAUCAGAUAAAUUUGUUAAAAAUAGAGGUAUUUUCAAUCACAACAUAACUUACCUUUUCUUUUCUCAAAAAUUUCCAUUCAGUUCUUAUAAAUUCAAUGGCAUUUUGGCUUAAUGA